CGAAAACACAUCAAUGCCAGACCAAAAGAUAACGAGAACACCCACCCCCCAGAACCUCUCCAAUCACCCUCCUCCCGAUGGACAAAUGAAACAAGCGGCCAGACGACGCUUGGGCAAGGCACACAACACAACGUGUCUAUCACUGGCUAAACCGCCAGCAAGAACCCAGACGCCCCAGAACUCCCAAACCAAACCCCCAAAACCACAGACCCCAAGGCUCCAGAACGACUCAGACGAGGCAGAAGCCCAGGCUGCUUGACCGCAACUGGCUGCCUCACCCGUUGCCCAUACCAUACCAUACCAUACCAUACCAUAGUUACAUGUACAUGUACCUUGUUGUGCUGACUGCAACCUUCAAAACCCGCUUUCUCUCAUGCGUUCAAACGUAGCUUCGGCUAGCCGAACGAGAACAACGGCUUGCCACUCAUUUUGCAUUAGCCAUUUCACCCUCUUCUCUACUCAAUCAACUCAUGGGCUUUCAACUACAGAGCGUGGGGUGGAUGGAUGGGACCUCCCCUCCAUCUUCAAGGGGAGCCGUGGCUUACCACUAACUCCAGUCAAAGAAGAAACUCAGAAGAGUCGCAAAGAGCGCCUGCAGCUGCAGCUGCAGAUCCACGCCCACUCCACACAACAACAUCCUAAACUAAUAAUUCUCCACACAAUCCACACUGCAACACCACCUUUCCGCUUGCUACUGGACAGAGCCAUCGGAAAUCUCAUUCGGGUUCUUGAGUGCUAACUACGCAAAGUACAUCUCCUUUAGCUCCAUUCGCACUAAAACCCGCGUUAAGACAACGAGAAUGCAAGGGGACGCAAGGCAUCAAGAGAAGAGAUUAUUAUUGAAUGCAUCCAGUAACUAUAUUAUUAGCUGACUGCGCUAGGACAUUUUUGGCAUCGUGGGAUUUGAGGGAAGUUUCCCUUAUCCUUUUUCUUUCUUUUUUUUUUUCUUUCUUCCUUUUUCUCCGAAAAGCGGUGAACAAUGCAGGGGAAAUAUUUAAAGAAGACAUCCUGAAAUUUUCCAAAGAGAGAGAGAGAGAGAGAGAGACAGCCCUCCGUAACAAGGAGCAAAAACAAACCCAGUUCUUUGAAAAACCGCCCAUGAAGAGUUAUCCUGCAGCUUCCAGUCCUGGGCCGAAGACUUGGACAUACAUAGUUAACUACGGGAUAGCUUCCCGGGCGAAUCUCAUUUCAAAGUCCUCGGAUCCAUUCAUCCAUACAGCGCCGAAUGAGAAGUGAUGCGGCAAAAACAAGAAGAAAAUGGUAUCUCGUUGCCCUCUUUUAUAGGAACCCGUGGUUUGUUAUUUAUAUUAUUAUCAUACAGAGCUCCCCAUAGUUAACUAGUUAUCCCGCGGGAGGUUUACGUAUGUCGGAUAUCCCGACCGUCACUACCCAGAUAAAUAAGGCCACCCAAAGCCAGUCAAAUGAUGAGAGAGUCAUGUAGUUAUGGAGUCAAAUGGAACGGAUUACUGCAUAAACAACAUGUCGUGACACGCGGUAGAGUGAUGUGCUGUUAAAACCCAUGUAACGAGGUAUAAUAUAGCCCCUUUUUCCCAGGAAGCUGGGAGGGAUCGAGGGCGAGCUUGUUGUUUUUGUUUUCGGCUUUGAUUCCAAGCAGAAGUAAAAUGUUGUCUGUCCACACCGGCUGGCUCCGUUGGGGGUAUUAUUAUUAUUAUUUUUUUUUUUCUCCGAGAGAUGAUGAGAAACGUGACGAGAAGCCUUCGUGAUUGGACUCGACUGACCUGGGCUGGCCUCGUGAGUUUUGUAUUUUGUAGGUUUGACCAACCAUGCAGCAACCGGGAAGAGGAGAGAAGAAUCAUGGCUCCGACUCCGGCUCCGAGCUAGCUUGCUUUCGUGCUGGCGCAGUGUCAUCGUUUGUGAGUUUGUGAGUCAAGGCACAGCGACAGCCGUUGGAUUGGCUGCAGAGUUGAGUGUUCCUUUGCCGAUUGUUGGCGGUUUCAGAAAGGCGCUUCUGCAGCAACUUCGACUGUUGAACUCACCGCCGAGCCAACUAGUCGCUUAUUAGUUAAUUAGUAAGUUACUACUACUGGAAUCACUACCUACAGGUUCGGUUCGCAAUAUCCAUGGCAAGCCAAGCGCUAGGGCGGAGCUCUUCUCUCCCUCUUUCUAUCUAUCUUUCUUUUUCUUUGUCUUUUUUAUUUUCCCGCUUCCUUGUCCAGGCAGUGCUAUUUUCCGAUUCGAUUCUGUUUCCGUGGUUUUCGAAGUGUUCGGCUUGAUACAUACUUAUACAGUAGUUACUCCGUACAUGUGUGCUUGAUUUGAGCCUCCCGACUCCCGAGACACAGCAGCCAACCAACCACAGCAGCACACUAGCACAAUUGAACGGUCAGCAAAUAUGACAGAUAACAAUCUGGCAAGCUGCAGAGAGCCCCCCCCCCCCUACCACUCAACAGCUUCCUCGCCAGGCUAGGCUGCUCCUCUUCUUUCUUGGCUCUUGGCUAUCAUUAUUCUAUUCACAUGGGUGCCUGGGAUUCUGGUCUAUUCUUAGGAUAUGGGAGGGUAGGGAACAAGCAAUGAAGUUUGUGUUGGCAUGACACGUUCUCUCUCUUGUUGUUGAGUUGUCUCCUUUGAAAAACUAAUGAUACUCAGUGGCCGAGACGAGAACGGCAUCAUUCAAAGAUGAAAAUAGGGAUUCUCUGAGUUGUUUUUCUACGAUUUGAGUAUCAUUCAUGCGGACAUACCCGGGUUCUGAUGUUGGUCUGUACUGAGGAUUCUAUCGUUGCAGGUGGUCAAUUGAGAUUCAUCCCAAGGAGAAGUGGAAGACCAAAGCGCCCAUUGCCCACUGCGAAGCAAGGUUGAAUGAGAAGACAAGAGGUCAAUGGGACGGAUAUGAAAAGGGGACAUUCCGGGCCAAAGUAAAAGCUGAAACCGAUAUGCUCAGGCCUAGAAUCAAUGAUGUCUUCGAGAGGGACAUCUGCCUCAAUACAAGUUAUACUAACAUAUCCUCGCUCUGAACAGACAGAGUCUUCCUCAAAGGCCCUUUAGAAUAAAUUUGAAAUUUCACUUAAAGCAUAGUCAAGAAAAAGGUAGCUGUAUCAGGUUCAUGGCAAUCUAGGCAUACAUACAUAUGUACAUGUACAUGUACCUACAUGUAAUGUACCUCCGUCGCCGCAUCAUCGAUGUAUGAGAGGGCGGGCAGGUUAAACACCUCUCCAAACAAGAAUUCCACAGUACCCCGCCAUCCAUUUCUACAUAUUUAAUCCCGUCAUAGAGUCGUCCAUGGGUAUUCUUAUCCCUGGAUCUAAAUACAGUUGUAUAGUUCUCGACCUCUCGCUGUGCCUCAUGGAUGGGUUUGUGGGCUGUGAUUGGUUCCGGCGGGGAACUCCCAUCAAGGAGCGAUGAAUUGUCAGCAAAGUAUUAUUAGACCAACGCGACCAAACAGCUACAACCCUCCCUCAUCUGUCCGCACUCCUCCCCGUCUCCCUUCUCCUCCACCGCCGAUAACGACGAUAUACAGGAAUACAACAUCUGAUUGACAGUCGCAGUUAUCCUCUACGUUGACAUACUCCCUGUUCCCCUGUUCCUCCUCGGCAAAUAUUGAGUGCUACAGGCGAAAUACAACGAUUCGUCAGCGACUCAUCGCAUAUAGAGACAGACCCCGAUUCCCACUUUCGCCGCUUCAUAUCUAUCCUCGCUCCAGACAUCAGUAUUGGUCAAGUCGCUCAAUUGAAUCGCUCAAUAUCCACAGACGAGUGCGCCCAUUUGUUAAACAACUGACACUCGACCUCUCCUCACCCUCCCCCCCGCUCCCACACUCCGUCAGCAAGAAGGAAAAAAAAAAAAAAAAGAAGAAAGAUUCAAAAGCCAAUCCCGCGAUCCGUCGAGGCGACAGCGCGGUUUAAACCCUUCUCGGGGGAUUCAAUAACUGGGGGGUCCUCUAUCCGGGAUCCUGCCACCGCCCCACACAAAGGCACAUGAGUAGCAAACUCUGGCAGUAUUUUCUUCAAGAUGAUGCCCAAAGCUUCAGACGGUUUCUGGCAGACGCCACCAGCUCCCAUACGCAAUGGAAAAGCAAUGCGCCCACUUUUCCAGGCCAUGGAGGCUCCGGGACCGCGCUAGGGACUUCUCCAGGCUCGUUCUUGAAAAGUUCCCGCCCAACUGCGGCGGCGUCGUCGCCGAAGCAGCUGGCAGAGAAACAGCCCUCCUCCUCCUCCUCCUCCACCACCACCACCACCACGCGGAAUGUGCCUGUUACACUGACCCGUGCUGAUGUUAAUACGAAGGAUCAGUAUGGCCGCACGUUGUUGCACCUUAUAGCUUCGUCACAGAAGGAAACUGCGGUUGAUUUUGCUACGGCGCUGCUGGAGGUACCCUUCGUCGAUAUAUAUGCGCAGGAUCUGGAAAGCGGAUGGACUGCGCUGCAUCGUGCGUUAUAUGCCGGGAAUGUGACCAUUGCGCAAGCGCUGCUUGCGAGGGAUUUUCACGAUGCUACUGAUUUUAGGACACCUGGAGGAGUCCCUCAUCCAUCUGGUGGCCUGAUCAAGAUAAAAGACCGCGAGGGGAAUAGUCCCUUCGACGUCUUUGGAGCCACUAUUUUGCCUCGCGAUAUCAACAAGGCUUCGGGAUAUGAGUCUUCGCUAGAUGGAGAUGACUCCGUCUCAACUGAUUCUUCAAUCUUGUCCGAAGCCGAAGUCGCUCACGAGACGGUCAAAGGCAACAUAAAGCCUUUGGUUAACAUACUUGGCGAUGAGGUAUUUACUUUUGGUAGCAACAAAAAUCUUAAUCUUGGGCUGGGUGAUGAGGAUGACCGCCAAUUCCCGGAACGUAUCGGCCUCACUCGCCCAGAUCAUCUGCUAUACAGGUUCAAUCGUGAACACGCAGUAAUUCGUGCUGCCCGUAGAGGGUCGGAUCACGAUGUUGAAGAGCCUAAUAUCGAUUCUACCGCCGAGAUUCCUACUCUGGUACGAUCCCGUCCCAUUAUCUAUCAACAAAUUGUAAUGUCAAAAUUACACACCGGAAUCAUCACGAACGACCCGGAGUCGAAUCUGUUUAUGUGCGGGUUUGGCUCUGGGGGAAGGCUGGGAACUGGUGACGAAGGUACUAGGUUUAGCUUUGUUUGUAUCGAGGGUGGCGGUCUUGCUGGAAAGAAGGUCGUUUCCUUGGCUUUGGGCCAGGACCAUUCCAUCGCCAUCACGGAACAGGGUGAAGUGUUCAGCUGGGGAAGCAAUAAAUAUGGUCAACUGGGAUACGCACUUCCCAAGACCAAUCACAAGGACGACGUGCCCAUCCAAACCACUCCGCGGCAAAUCUUUAACCCUUUCAAGAAAGAAGCUAUCAUCGGCGCAGCCGCUUCCUCUAUCCACUCGGUUGUAUUCACACCCACAGGUUUAUACACGUUCGGUAAGAAUGAAGGUCAAUUGGGCUUUAUCGAUGCUGAUGCUCGUUCUCUCGAGACGCAAACGAUUCCCCGCAGAGUUGGCGCGUCGCUAUUCAGUUCACCCAUUUCUAUGGUUUCAGCAAUCGAUCGAGCCACGACCUGUUUGCUCGAAAACCACGAAGUUUGGGUCUUUACCCAUUAUGGCUAUUCUAAAAUAGCUUUCCCCCUUGAUGGUGCCUCGACCUUCAUCCGAGACAGCUUCAUGUCAACGAGAUACGGCCUGUCAACCAACCACAUUUCCAAAAUCACAUCUGGCGGCAAUACGAUAUGCGCGAUGUCCACUUUUGGUGAAGUCUAUACCGUUCAUGUUAACCGCAAGGCGGAUACUAGCUCGACAGCAUCAUCCACAACCAACCCAGCCAAGAUCCGAAAUUCGUUGCCCCAGCCGUCUCGCGUGUGGUCUAUCAAAAAGUCCCACAUGGCUGUCCGGGACGUUGACGUUGGCCAAGAUGGAUCCAUCAUCAUAUGCACCGAGUCCGGCUCUGCCUGGAGAAAAGAAAAACGUGCAAAGAUCAACGACGCUGGCCGCCAAACGACAGGAGAUGCUCGCUUGAAGGACUACAAAUUCGUCCGCAUUCCGGGCCUCUCGCGCGUUGUAGCUGUUCGGAGUAAUGCUUUCGGGGCAUACGCGGUUGCUCAGCGCGGCUGCGACGUGGCUAGGGAGCAAAUAAUGAUUGAUGAUCGCUCUAUAUGGGAGGACUUCUGGCCGCUCCUGGCGUUUAAAAGUAUAUUGAGGGAUGGGGAUCCUGGUGAUUACUCGUCAAUGUCGAUGGACGUGGUCAUAGGGAACACGCCUAUCAAGCCCUACGACCUUGAGUCGGAAAUCGAAUCAACAUUGGAAGACGUUUCUCGCCCCGAUGACUUUCAACCAAUUGUAUUGGUGUCGACAACGGCUUCGGAUGUACGGAUUCCGGUCCAUGGGUUUAUUCUGGCUGGCCGUAGCCCCGUUUUGAGAAGGGCUUUGGCUGAAUUCCAUAAGUCGUAUUAUUAUUCCGUUCCAGACGUGUUCGGCGUCGAGUACGAUAAGAACGGCCAGGUUUCGAUCAAGUUUAGUGACGUCGACUUCCUGUCCAUAUUUAACCUGGUGCUGUAUAUGUAUGCAGACCAGCUCUACGAUGUAUGGACUCUGGCUCGACACUCGCCCAAACAUGCGACGCAGUACAAACGGGUUCGAAUCGAGGUUCUCAAACUAGCAACGGCGCUUGAACUUCGUGAUCUUGAGCGUGCGGUAAGAUUAAUGACCCUGCCUCACAAGCGUUUGCACCUGGACAUGGAACGGGCGUACGAGGAUCCCAACUUCUUUGGAAGUAGCGAUGUGGUAAUUGAACUUGACGGUGGCGAUGUAAACGCUCACAGCCAAAUUUUAUGCGCCCGCUGCCCUUUUUUCAGUGGGUUGUUCUACGGGAGAGCUGGUGGUCGUUGGCUCACUCGAAGACGUGGUGGUUCCCCGGAUUCUGGUGUCGAUCCUCUUCGCAUCGAUUUGAAGCACAUCCGUCGCGACAUUUUCGAGUUUGUAUUGCGUCAUAUAUAUGCGGAUACGGAUGAUGAACUUUUUGAAGACGUGAAGUUCGAUGAAUUGGAGGAUCUGAUUGACCUAGUCAUUGAUGUUAUGGCUGUUGCGAACGAGUUGAUGUUGGAUAGACUGGCACAGAUUUGCCAGAAGCUACUGGGACGGUUUGUUAAUAAUCGGAAUGUGUGCCAUUUUCUAAAUGCUGUUGCACCGUGUUCGGUGACCGCGUUCAAGCAGGCCGCGCUCGAGUACAUCUGUCUAAAUCUUGAAGCUAUGUUGGAAAAUAGGCUUCUUGAUGACCUAGACGAUGAUCUAUUCUGCGAACUCGACGAUGUCUGUCGCGCAAACCAGCUGACAUGCCAUCCGGUUUCUAGAGGGCGGAAUUCAGAAGGCUUCGUCGCAGAGAGAUAUCCGGAAAUUGUUCCCCUCCUAGAACGUGAUAGACAGCGCCGGAUAGACUCAAUGAGGCUUCGCUCACGCUUACAUGAAGAUGAGUUGCGGCAGAAUAAAUUCCGCACGGGCGCCACUGAUAAAGAGAAGGCGGGUGUUAUGUCUCCCCUUCACCUCAAAAGUCGGCUGUCUGAGCCUAUUCUCAGGGCGGCGGAGUUGGCUGGGGAAACAAGUCCUGCCUUGAAGCCGAAACAGUCAAUGGGUGACUUGAUUUUCCAUAUGGAAGAUGAUCACCUCCUUCCUUCUGGUCAAGCUGGGGGCAAACAGAUAGCUGGGCUUGGUAUUUCCAAGCAAUCUCAGAACCAGGUUGAUUCAGUAGAUGUCAGGGGACGGUGUUUGCAGGUGGAGGGGAAACAGCAAAACGCGGGAUCAAAAGCUCGCGUUGAGUUGUCUACCACUCCUCUGGCCAAAUCCCACGAACGAGAGCACGCUGGUGCUCCAUGGAGUUCUGUUGGGCCUUCCAAUACUAAAACAGGUCUAAAGGAUAUCAUGGCGGAAACUUUAGGGUCUCAUCCAUCCAGCACAGGCUUAAACAUGUCGCCCCGCAGGGAUACACCAGCAACCAAACUUACGCCGUCAAAACUCUCGCAGAAAGAGCGUAAAAAGCUUCAGCAACAGAAAGCCCGGGAACUAACAGAACAGCAAGAGGCAUCUAAAUCAAAAUCAGCAUCGCCGUGGCAGAACGUCGCCAGUAAACCAUUUCCAAUACAUGCAACUGCGCGAGCGGAAGCUCAGUCGGCAAGGGAUGUCUCGACGCCUGUUCGCACCGCAUCUAAGGCGCCCAUGACAUUGCGCCAAACUGUCGCCGGUGUGCCUUCACCGCAAAAUCACACUCCUACUUCCAAGCCCACGCCCAACCCCGCUCAACAGAAGCAACAACACGCACAAGAAGCCCGAAUACCACCUUCCACACCAAAUGCAUCCCCGCUACCUAUCAUGAAGGCGGAUUCAUUCGCACGACAGACCCAAUCGGCCACUCCAACGACAACAACUCCAAUUCAGCCGAACUCACGGUCCCAGCCAUACGCUACCAUCCCCCGUAUCAAAUCCGACCCUCAGCAACAACAGCAAUUGUACAACUACUCCAGCCCCUCGCCUUCCUCCACCCAGUUCUCCCUAGCCUACAUCCUCGAACAGCAGCAGAUCGAGAAGGACGUGAUCCGCGAAGCGGCCACCGCCAAGCAUAAGUUGCAGGACAUCCAGCUCGAGCAGGAGUUUCAGGAAUGGUGGGAUCAGGAGAGUAGGAGGGUGAGGGAGGAGGCGGAGAAGGCGGAGGCUGCGGCUGCAGCUGCGGCUGCGGCCAGAAGACCUGGAGUGGGAGCGGGAGCGGGGAGGGGGAAAGUGAAUAGAGGGAGAGGUGGAUCUGCACAUGGGCCUGCGACAACCAGUGGCCAGGGUCCCGCUGAUCGGGGACGAAGGCGUGGCGGUGGGGGUGCUGUGGGGAAUAUUUCCAACGUUAUAGCGGCGACGGCUAACGGCGAAGGGAACGCUACUUCUCAACUGCAACCGCUGCAUGCUGCUAUGGAUGGAAAUAAACGGAGGGUUGUUUCGGAUCGAGGGAGGGGAGGGGGUCGUGGACAACAUAGCCAUGGCCAAUCGCGGGGGAGAGGAGCGGCGGGAGGAGGAGGAGGAGGAGGAGGUGGUGGUAUUGGGCUCCGUGGGAAAGGGAAGGAGAGAGCAGUGUCAACGUCGUAAAUAUUCUUAAGGAGACUUUUGCUUUUUUCAUUUUUAUUCCUCGAUGUUUGUUUUCGUUAACCUCGCUUCAAUUCUUGGUGUGUGUCUUGUUGUGUAUAGUAUAUUUUUUCACCCUUUAACAAUUUUCCUUCAUGUAUAUAUUCUUACUGCGGAUCAUCUUUAACUAUAUAUAGAGAGCUUGCUUGCGAAAGGAGACACGGGAAAAAAGUUAUAUUGCUAAUUGAUUCUUUAGUAGCGAAGGUAUAUCAUCACAUUUAUAGAUAAAAGGGAAUAUCCUCGAAUGUAUCCGGAUGCAUUAAAUGAACAUCUUGUCUUGUUUAGUUGCCUUAUCGCUUGCAUUUGAAUAUGUAAGAUCAGAUAGUUACACUUAACAAGUCCCCUUCAACGCAGAUAAAUCGAAAAUACUUAAUGCAUAUACACCACAAAUAUGGACCACGUAAUAAAUAUCAGAUGAUUACAAUAUGAGAAUAUAUCCACCUACACAUGCCUAGGUAGCAGCCAAUC
This is a messenger RNA of Blastomyces dermatitidis ER-3, 9554 nucleotides long. RefSeq names its product BTB domain and ankyrin repeat protein. The transcript is spliced from 3 exons. The record is from RefSeq and is a predicted model, not a curated record. Lineage: Eukaryota; Fungi; Ascomycota; Eurotiomycetes; Onygenales; Ajellomycetaceae. Bases 3933 to 9050 code for a protein of 1705 amino acids. Gene Ontology annotation, molecular function: protein binding.